Messenger RNA from Hyaloscypha bicolor E, 919 nucleotides. Its product is annotated as glycoside hydrolase family 47 protein. Gene Ontology annotation, molecular function: mannosyl-oligosaccharide 1,2-alpha-mannosidase activity; calcium ion binding. Bases 447 to 734 code for a protein of 95 amino acids. Gene Ontology annotation, biological process: carbohydrate metabolic process; N-glycan processing. Lineage: Eukaryota; Fungi; Ascomycota; Leotiomycetes; Helotiales; Hyaloscyphaceae. Gene Ontology annotation, cellular component: membrane; endoplasmic reticulum. The transcript is spliced from 4 exons. The record is from RefSeq and is a predicted model, not a curated record.
GCAGAAUGGGCAGAUUUUAUUGGAUUCGAUAUCUUUCAUCUUGGAAGCGAGACAAACCAAGGGGUGUCUUCACUGUUGCCUCCGGGGCCGGCCUCGCGGUCUCUUCUGCUGUUGAAUGUCCGCCACAUCCGCCUGCUCGCGUCGCUUCAUAUCUGGUCCCCCUCGCCCAUUCUUGACCCCGCGCUGUGCUCGAAGUCGGGCCUCGAACUCAUCCACUAGCUCCUUUGCGUGCCCCAGCAGGUGCCCUGGCAGGUGUUCCGGCACCAGUGUCGCGGACCACUCCACCAAGUAGUGUAGCACACCAUCAAUAUCCUCUAUUGGAGUGCCGAGAAAGACCAGCAGAUGCAGCUUGCAAGAGAGCUCAUGAAGACGUGUUGGGGUAUGUAUGCGGUCACAGAAACUGGGCUCGCGCCUGGUUCGAAGCUGAUGACGCCGCUCUAUAACCCAUGACCAGCGCGGGACCAUUUCCUUCUAGCAGCAACUCCAAGACUGCCUGGAAGAAAGACUACAUCGUCAAGCCUCUGGAUGCACACAACUUGCAACGCCCGGAGACUGUGGAAAGCCUUUUCAUGAUGUACCGCAUCACGAACGACCCAAUCUACCGGGAAUGGGGCUGGAAGAUAUUCAAGGCAUUUCAAAAGUACGGGAUCCUCGAGGAUGGACAGGGCUAUACGUCUCUUGACAACGUCAAUGCGGUCCCGCCGUCGCGGAGAGACAAUAUGGAGAGUUUUUAGCUGGCCGAGGCGCUCCAAAGGGCCAACCUGCCUUCGGAGGAGAUAAUAAACAGGAUUUCGCUUUCUGGUCUUCUCAAUGUUAUUGAUGGUGUCGCAUCACACGAAGGUCGGGUUCUAGUCACGUAGACCACAAGGUGAAAUUCGAGAACGCAACCCAGAAACAAAUCGAAGAGCUGUUUGAAAGG